Messenger RNA from Meloidogyne enterolobii, 328 nucleotides. Lineage: Eukaryota; Metazoa; Nematoda; Chromadorea; Rhabditida; Meloidogynidae. The record is from the annotation of a GenBank genome assembly.
UAGUUACCGGUUAGAGCCGAGUGGGGCCGAACAAAUGGCAGAAGAAAAUGCCCCUUCAAUAUUAACUACUUUGGCAGUUCCCCAAUCAUUUGAUAAUGGAGGAGGAGGACAAAAAGAAAAUGAACAAAAAAUAAGUAUACAAUCAACAACGAGCAAAAAAAGUGUUCGAUUUAAAGAAUUGGAUACUCCAGAAAUUUGGUUAAACGAAGAUUUUAAUAAAAGUUUUAAUCAAACAAAGUUUGGAAUUACUUUAAAAGAGAUGGUUAAAAAAACAAGAAAAGCUCUCUCAUGGAAAAAUCUUCGACUUAUGGUAGGUAAAUAUAGAUAA